AUGACAAAAAGGACUGAGAGAGGAGAUGAUGAAACUGUUAGAUAUGUCACCCUCGCUCGUGCCCGCGGUGGGAAGGCCCAAAAUAGGACUUUGAAUGUCACCAACCCACGUCCAACAGGAAAGACAGAAUGUAAGGCAAAGAUUAAUGCCAUAAAAUCGGAUGGAAAGUUUCGGUUGACCACAGUGCAUAAUAUCCAUAAUCACGAUCUCAGUCCAAGAAAAUCUCAAUUUUUUCGAUGUAAUAGAAAAGUCAGUGAUGCCGUAAAAAGGGUCUUAGAUACAAAUGAUUUAGCAGGGAUCCGAAUGAAUAAGAGUUUCAGAUCUCUUGUUGUUGGUGCCGGUGGAUUUGAGAAUCUUCCGUUUUUGAAAAAAGAUUGUCGUAACUAUAUCGACAAGGCUAGAUAUUUACGACUGGGCGCAGGUGGUGCUGGAGCACUUCAAGAGUACUUUUUACGGAUGCAAUACAAAAAUCCUGGUUUUUUUGCAUUAAUGGAUAUAGGUGAUGAUGGGAGGUUAAAAAAUAUUUUCUGGGCAGACCCCCGUAAUAGAGCAGCCUACCAAUAUUUUGGUGAUGUGGUUACAUUUGACACCACGUACCUGACAAAUAGAUAUGGGAUGCCCUUUGCACCAUUUGUUGGUACCUGGUUGCAUUGUAUGGAUGGAAUGGCUCCGAAAGCAAUUAUCACUGAUCAGGAUAGAGCGAUGAAAAAUGCAAUCGCUAUUGUCUUCCCAAAUACACGACAUAGGUUUUGCUUAUGGCAUAUACUGAAGAAAGUCCUUGAGAAACUUGGCUCCUAUGGAUCGUACAAAGGUGGGAUGAAAAAUGACCUGAUGAAAUGUGUUUAUGACACCCAAACAAUUGAAGAGUUUGAGAAAGAUUGGGGUCAGUUCAUAUCGACUUACAACUUGCAUGAGAAUACGUGGUUGCAGAGUUUAUACGAUGAGCGUACAAACUUGAAAGAGUUUGUGGACCAGUUUAACAACGCGUUGAAAAAAAAAAUUGAGAAUGAAAAUGCUGCAGAUUUCCACACAUUUAAUGUCACAAUUUCCUGCAUAUCUAGAUCGCCGAUUGAGAAGAGGUUUCAAGAUUUGUAUACAAAUACUAAAUUCAAGGAAGUGCAGCAUCAAGUUACCGGCAUACUCGAUAUGGAUCCAGAGUUACUUAAACGUGAUGGUCCAAUAAAGACCUAUCUACUAGAGGAUGAAGUUCGCUUGGAAGAGUUCACUAAGCUGGUUAAAUAUUUUGUGGAAAUUAGUGAGGAAGAUGGCUAA
This is a messenger RNA of Juglans microcarpa x Juglans regia, 1272 nucleotides long. Its product is annotated as protein FAR1-RELATED SEQUENCE 5-like. The transcript has 4 exons. Lineage: Eukaryota; Viridiplantae; Streptophyta; Magnoliopsida; Fagales; Juglandaceae. The coding region runs from base 1 to 1272 and encodes 423 amino acids. The record is from RefSeq and is a predicted model, not a curated record.